Molecule: messenger RNA, 5416 nt
Organism: Pelmatolapia mariae (spotted tilapia)
Lineage: Eukaryota; Metazoa; Chordata; Actinopteri; Cichliformes; Cichlidae
Gene: cyth2
Product: cytohesin 2
Exons: 12
Coding region: 108-1358 (416 amino acids)
Biological process (GO): regulation of ARF protein signal transduction
Molecular function (GO): guanyl-nucleotide exchange factor activity
Source: RefSeq, a predicted model, not a curated record
ACCUCCUUUGUCUCCGGCCCAAAAUUUCGACACCAGUGGUUGUCUUUUUUUUUCUCCCGUUUAGUUUUGAGGAUAUAUUUAUAUAUAUCCCUAUUUUUUGACAUUGAAUGACAUUCGAUUCUGAACUAUUUAUGCCUAAAAGUAAAGCGCCAAAAAUGGAUGACCUGGACUACAUCCCAGUAGACCUGAGCCCAGAGGAGCGUUCUGAGCUGGAGGACAUCCGUAGGAGGAAGGGCGUCCUGCUGCAGGAGAUCCAGAGGCUCAGAGAGGAGUUACGAGAGGCAAUUUUAGAGGUAGAGGGACUGGAGACAAGCACAGAGGGCAGUAAAACUCUACAGAAAAGUAGGCAUGUGGCAAUGGGAAGGAAGAAAUUCAACAUGGAUCCUAAAAAGGGCAUUGCAUUUCUGGUGGAGAAUGAGCUGCUCAGACACACUCCAGAGGACAUUGCUCAGUUCUUAUACAAAGGAGAGGGCCUCAACAAGACGGCUAUAGGAGAUUACCUCGGAGAAAGAGAUGACUUCAACAUCAAAGUCCUGCAGGCUUUCGUUGACCUCCAUGAGUUUACUGAUCUCAACCUCGUCCAGGCCCUCAGACAGUUCCUGUGGAGUUUCCGUUUGCCUGGUGAAGCUCAGAAGAUCGACAGAAUGAUGGAAGCCUUUGCUCAGAGAUACUGCCACUGCAACCCCGGUGUCUUCCAGAGCACUGACACAUGUUACGUGCUUUCUUUUGCCAUAAUUAUGCUGAACACGAGCCUCCACAAUCCCAACGUGAGAGACAAACCUGGAGUGGACCGCUUCAUCUCGAUGAACCGAGGGAUCAAUGAGGGGGGAGACCUACCAGAGGAGCUGCUCAGAAAUCUCUAUGAAAGCAUUAAGAACGAGCCCUUCAAGAUCCCGGAAGAUGACGGCAAUGACCUGACACACACCUUCUUCAACCCUGACAGAGAGGGCUGGCUUCUUAAGCUCGGGGGAAGGGUGAAAACCUGGAAACGUCGAUGGUUCAUUCUCACAGAUAACUGCCUUUAUUACUUUGAAUAUACCACAGAUAAAGAGCCACGAGGUAUCAUUCCUUUGGAAAACCUUAGCAUUCGAGAAGUAGAAGACCCAAGGAAACCUAACUGCUUUGAGCUGUACAUCCCCAACAACCGUGGUCAGCUGAUUAAGGCGUGUAAGACGGAGGCUGAUGGGCGAGUAGUGGAAGGAAACCACAUGGUGUACCGCAUCUCUGCUCCCACACCUGAGGAGAAGGACGAGUGGAUCCACAGCAUCAAAUCUGCCGUUAGUGUGGAUCCCUUCUACGAGAUGCUUGCUGCCAGGAAGAAACGUAUAUCACUUAAGAAGAAAGAGGAGCAGCCAUAGAUCACGCCCUUCGCUCUCUCCCUGUCUUCCUCAGCUCCUUCAUCCCUGCUCCUUACAACUCGUUCAUAAGUUUUGAUAACCCCUCCUUCCUUAUCCCUAAAAGCCGUCUCUUCCUUUUAUGAGGACUCUUCCUUGCUGCCCUAUCUGCCAGACUUUUGAAAAGCCACAUUCAGAGUGAGAAACUCACCCUGUGUGGCUGCCUCUUAUCUUGGUUCUUACACUACUGCUGUUACACACUACAGGCGUGUGUUAGACCAUAUUCACACCAGUGCUGAUCAUCUCUAAAACAACUUUUUUGGCCUCUAAGCCACACUCAUUAUACUUGGUAAUGAGGGACCUGAAAAAGCUAAGAUUAGUUUGCACCUCACAGGAACUAAAAGGUUCCUUUAUGCUGCUGGUUGUCUGUGUUACUAAACACCUGCGAACAUUUGGGAAGUUUGAUGUUUUCAGUGGAACUACUCACACAAAGUCUUGGAAUCCGGCACUUUCUCAUGUGCAUUUGAGCUUUAGGGUUUAAAUUCAGUAAGUAACAAAUAAUGACUCACUGCUUUGUGACUGGCUUGAACUUUCAGACAGUAAGGCCGGAUUUAGACUUCUGCAGGGAAUCUAGGUAGAGCCUAGUAAGCAGCUGACGUCGUUACCGGCAUUUACGCUUCCGUAACAUGUGGCUGUGUCCCAGUGUUUUAUAUGCUGCUGGGUCCCCACUCUUUGCUGCCAUCAGUCUUUUUGUUUUUAUUAGGGGUAAACAUAUUUGUCCUUAUAGUUUUUCCACUUCUAUGUACAUUCCGUCAUGCCCAUGUCGAUAGUUUCAGUAAUUUCUUAUUACUGAAUCAACCCGAUGUGUAGUUACAUUUGUUGGGAGGUGCACGUCAGGUUACGCUGUAGGGUUACACAUGGGUUUGCAGUAACGGCGUAGCUACAGCACAGAUUUCCCACUGAAGCAUAAAUCCCCAGUAUCACCACCAGUAUCAUUAAGCAGAGAUCUUUUUAGUAUAAUAAUGCUCGCGCGACUUGAUUUAGGCCUUGAUUUUCUGUCUUGGUCUCUGCUGAUCUUGUCCAUUUUUGUGAGUUGCAUUUCAUCACACAGACCUCCUAAUAGCAGUGAGUUGUUCAGCACAAACACUCUAGGCUGGCUUGAGCCCCUACUGCAUGCCUGUUGGAAAAUAACUCUUAUUUUAUUUUAUUUUUUUGGCACAUGCAGUGGAUUUUUGGGAGGUGAUCUGAAGAUGCAGGUGUGGAUCCAAAACCAAUGAAAGAAACAUCUGUCAGAGAUUCGUCUGCACUAGUGUGAAUGUGGCCUUUUUAAGGUUAGAAGUCCUCUGAACCUAAACGAGACAUUGCCUUUCUUGAUUGUGCAUACCCUAGACAAAAUGUGAAUUCACGACACAAACACUAAUACGUCUAACGUUGAGUUAGUGGAGUGAGGAUGGAAACGAGUGAUUUCAGAUGACUAACUUGUUCUCAUUGCUUCCUGUAGUACUUGUAACAGUUUUACAUUACUACUCGUCCACAUUUGGGUACUGUAGACACGUCAUUACUGUACAUUAGCACAAUAUUUAUAUUUCCAGGUUGAUCAUGAAGUACGGUCGAGUUGAGACGAGCAUAAGCAGACAGCUGCGAGGUUAAGCUCACGUAGACAAUAUAUAAAUGUUCUUUAGCAUGUUUCUCUAACAUGUUUGAGCAAUAGCAGAGUAGAAAAUCAUAGUACCAGUUUGGAGGCUUGUUAACAAAUCCUUUAUACCACUGACACUGAGCAGUUAGCAUCAUGUUCUCGCAGAUGUAACGUUAUAGCAUGCCACACAUCAUUUUCAGCACUACAAGACGAACAUGUCUGACGUCAAACUGUUAGAGUCGGAUCUGUCCGCUAUAGUGAGUUUUAAGGAAUCACAAAGGCAGCUCAUUACAAUGUACACUUUUUGUAAAUAGAUGUUAGCAUAUUUGUUUACAAUGCGCAUAGAAAUUAUUUAAUUUAUUCUUUUGUUUUGUUUUUUUGUAUGAGCUACUGUUUUACUGCAUGUCGAUAAACUGAGGCAUCGGUCGUAGGUCUGAUGCGUCCCUGAUCAUGCUAGUGCACUGGUUUGAGAAGUGUUAGUGUUUCCUGUUGACUUGGAGAAGAUUUAAAAUGGAAGAUUGUUAAUGCAAAAGUUUAUGACCCCAUUCAGUUGUACCUUCUUUUGAGAGAAUGAAUUUUUGUAGUCUGAUUUAACUGUAACCACACGCUACAUUAUUUUAUUUAUUGCUGAGUAAAUCAGACCCAGUAAAGCACAAGCAGAGAUUCGGUCUUAGGCUUCGGUUGUUACACGAUCGAGUCCAGAUGAAGUGUGAAGGAGCCGUUUACAAACCGAAGCUACCGAAGACUACAGCGAUUUAAAAUGAAGAGAAACGAGACGAGAAACACUUCGAAAUAUCACAUAAAAACAUUUAUAUAUAAAGAAUAAGACUUUUAGAUUUGUUUCCCGUCGUCGAUCUUAAUCUAGUAGUUUAGUCAAACUCCAGUCCUCCAGAUGUUUUGAAACUUUUACAUGUAUCCCUGUUGCAACACAUCUGGAAAAAAAUUAGUAGGUCAUUAGCAAGACAAUAACUUAACUGCAUGUUGAGGUGGCAACCCCUAACCCUUCCUCAAGUAAAUUUAAAUAAAUGUUAAGUGUUUGGGAAAAAUGUACUUCUAAAAGUACUUUUAUUGUACCAUGUUCAUUCACUCAUGAGCUGCUGUAACAUGAAUCAAAUGGCUGAACUGCCACCUUAGCAUGCAGUCAACUUCUAUAGAGUCUUGCUAAUGAUCUACUAAUUUUAUUCAGGUAUGUUGCAGCAGGGAUGCAUGCAAAAGUUUCAGGACACCGGCCCUCGAGGACUGGAGUUUGACACCCGUGCUCUAAAGGAGUGUCUGCACAGGAAGCAAUUCAGAGAUUAUAGAAAGUGAACGACAUUCAGCGAUUUCAAGGGUGUUUAAAAAAACAAACAACAAAAAUAAAAACAAACAGGUGAAGCAAAGCAGAUGGAUCCAGAGGAAAAACCUUUCUUUCCUGAACUGAAGCUGCCAGUGAGAGCGCAGGAUACCGGUGAUUGACAUAGAGGGUUACUCAGGAUUGGGGCCACAUUUCCAGUGAUGUGAAUGCUGUACCGGUCUGCUGUGGAGAGAGUGCUGAUUGUAAAGGUGAAGGUGUCUCAGGAUACGACUGAUGGUGUUCUCCUCGAUCAGCUGAAGGAGGUGACUGGGGAGAGGGAGGGAUGUUUGGGUGUCUCUGCUACAACGUCUCCCACUGAAACUUGGACCUGAGAUAAGUGAUGGAUUGAUCGGUGGUUGGGUUACUCAGGCAACCAAAUCCCAGAGUGACCCGAAAUGUUCACUGGUCGGCUUCAAAGAGGUGCGACAAGCAUAUCGUUCCCUGUUUUUACUGCCAGGUUGAAUGUCAGUCACCGCUAUCCUGCAGCGUUGAAAGAGUCAUCUGGGAUCCGCCCACUUUGCAUCAUCAGCGUGUUUGGUUAUUUUUUAUUUUUCCCUGGCCAUAGUCGGGUGAAGUCGUUGAAUGUCACUAACUUUCUGUGGUUUAUGAUUGCCACGUCGCUGCGAAUCGCUUCCUGCGUAGACGCAGCUUAAUAGGCUGAAGUGUGAACUGUGUCGAUACAUCACCUCAUCAGUUCCAGCUGUAGCAGCAGAUGUUGAUCAUGUUGCUUUAAGCUGAACGGGGUCUUCCCUUUUAUGAUUCACCCUCCAGGGUGUCACUUUAUCUUUCAUGUUUGUGCUUGUUCAUCACAGAGACUCUCUGUAGGCCUUCACUUUCUGGGUAUUCUUGAAAUGCAAAGUUGCCAAAAAAAUAAUAUUUUCAUUCAUAUUGCAAGAAUGAACACUAAAGUGAACUGAAUGAAGCUGGACCACUGUUUCUGAUUCCUUUCACCCCGGAGCCGCCACCUUCAAAAAACGUGUUUAUUUUGUAUUUAUUUAUUUUUGUUUACUGUGAGGUGAAGAUGGAUAGAUCAUCUGUAAAUGUAGCAAAAAGGAAAACCGUGAUACAUUGGUGCCAGUAAACUACUGUGUAACAAUAAAAGGUAAAUGGAGA